Galleria mellonella (greater wax moth) is the source of this 2985-nucleotide messenger RNA. RefSeq names its product ATP-binding cassette sub-family F member 1. The transcript is spliced from 18 exons. The coding region runs from base 134 to 2896 and encodes 920 amino acids. Lineage: Eukaryota; Metazoa; Arthropoda; Insecta; Lepidoptera; Pyralidae. Gene Ontology annotation, molecular function: ATP binding; ATP hydrolysis activity. The record is from RefSeq and is a predicted model, not a curated record.
AAACGUUUUAAUUUCUGUCUUUGUGUAAGAAUUUCACGACUUACACUUUCAUCAAAAUUAUAUUUGAAGUUUGUUUAAUAUAUUUCAGUGUCUUUUAUAUAUAUUCAUAUACGCAUAAUAUAUUAAUAUCAUAAUGUCUAAGAAAAAGGGAAACAAGAAAAAUCAAGAUUUUGAUGAUGAGUUUGAGGAAAAAAAGUCAACAACAGCUGGUAGUCACGACUUAACCUCAAAAAAUAAAGGAAAAAGUAAAAAAAAGAGUAAAGGCAACGUAGGCGAUUGGAGUGAAAGUGGUGAUGAUGCUCCUGUGAAAAAUCAAUUGUCGGAAGAAGAAGAAAAUAUCAAAUCAGCCGUAAAGAAGUCACAAAAAAAAGUUAAAAAUAAGAAAAAGGAUGGUGAACAUUCUGAUGAUGAAGAUGAUAGUAAAUCUGUAGUGAGUAAUACCACAAGUACUGCAUCAAAAUCUACGACUAAAGCCAGUAAAAAGAAAAAGGGUAAAGGUAAAAAAGAUGAUGACUGGUCUGACGGCAGCGGUGACUUAGAACUGAAGGAAGUGUCAGAAGAUGAAGUUGUAAAACCUGUUUCCAAAAAGAAAACUAAAAAUAAAAAGAAAAGUAUAGCAGUUGAAUCUUCUGAUGAUGAAGAUUAUGAUGAUUCAAAAUCAGUAGUUAGCAAUGUAUCUAGUAAUACAGCUAAACCUGCAGCAAAGUCAAAGAACAAAAAAGGUAAGGGUAAAAAAGAUGAUUGGCCUGAUGAAGAUAGUGAUAAGGAAUUAAAUAUACCAUACGACGAUGAUGAUGACCUCCCUCAGCUUCCUGUUAAAAAUAAAGGUAAGAAUAAAAAAAAGAACAAUAUAGACGACAUUGAAGCAGAACUCAAGAAAUUUGAGAUUAAAGAGACUGCAGAAUCUGAAGAACAACCUAAAAAAUCCAAGGAUAAGAAAAUUAAAAUUAAAGACCAGGAUGUUGUAUCCGAGGGUAGACAUUCGGAUGAUGAGGCUUCAAUGGAACUGGAUGAUAAGCCUACUGAAUUGCCAAAUAAAGAACUUACCGAACCUGCGGAAAAGAAAUUAAGUCACAAAGAGAAGAAGAAGCUAAAAAAGCAGCAGGAGUAUGAGAAACAAGUGGAACUAUUGACUAAGAAGGGUGGUCAAGGGCAUAGUGAUCUGGAUGCAAACUUCACUGUUAGCCAAGCUCAGAAAUCUGCUGGUCAGAUGGCAGCACUAGAGAAUGCGGUGGACAUUAAAGUGGAAAAUUUCUCCAUUAGUGCUAAAGGGAAGGAUUUGUUUGUGAAUGCUAACUUGUUGAUCGCCAAUGGACGUCGGUACGGUCUCGUCGGACCCAACGGUCAUGGCAAGACAACGUUGCUACGGCAUCUCGCGCAGCGCGCUUUCCCUCUCCCUCCACAUAUAGAUAUACUGUUGUGCGAGCAGGAGGUCACAGCCAGUGAUAAAAGUGCUGUCGACACGAUCUUGGAGGCUGACGUCAAGCGAACUGAAUUGUUGAAUGAGUGCAAGCAGUUAGAAAUCGAAACGGAAAAAGGAAAUCUUAGCAAACAAGAUAGGUUGAAUGAGGUAUAUGCGGAAUUAAAAGCAAUAGGUGCGGAUUCCGCCGAGCCCCGCGCUCGUCGUAUAUUGGCAGGUUUGGGUUUUAGCCGGGAAAUGCAGGAUCGAGCCACUAAAAACUUCUCUGGUGGUUGGCGUAUGAGAGUAUCGCUUGCCAGAGCCCUGUAUGUAGAACCAACAUUGUUGUUGCUCGAUGAACCGACAAACCAUUUAGAUCUUAACGCCGUAAUUUGGUUAGACAAUUAUCUGCAAGGUUGGAAAAAAACACUCUUAGUGGUAUCUCACGACCAGUCAUUUUUAGAUAAUGUUUGUAAUGAAAUUAUACAUUUGGACCAACAGAAGUUGUUCUAUUACAAGGGUAAUUAUUCAAUGUUUAAGAAAAUGUAUGCACAAAAGAGGAAAGAAAUGAUAAAGGAGUAUGAGAAACAAGAAAAGAGAUUAAAGGAUUUGAAGGCUCAUGGACAGUCAAAGAAACAAGCAGAGAAAAAACAAAAGGACGCCCUGACUCGCAAACAAGAAAAGAAUCGCAGCAAAUCUCAGCGCGAAGAGGCCGAAGAGAACUCUGCGCCGGUGACGUUGCUGCAACGGCCCAAGGAGUAUAUCGUCAAGUUCAGCUUCCCGGACCCUCCGCCUUUGCAGCCGCCUAUACUUGGCUUACACAAUGUGGAUUUCAACUUCCCCGGUCAGAAGCCGCUGUUCAAGGAUGUAGACUUCGGUAUAGAUCUUAAUUCCCGCGUGGCCAUCGUCGGACCUAAUGGUGUCGGUAAAUCUACCUUCCUAAAACUGCUCGUUGGUGAACUGAGUCCAAUUCGUGGUGAAUUAAUUAGGAAUCAUAGAUUGAGGAUUGGUCGCUUCGAUCAGCAUUCGGGUGAGCACUUGACAGCUGAAGAGUCGCCCGCGGAAUAUCUCCAGCGGCUGUUCGGACUUCAAUACGAGAAGGCGCGUAAGGCCUUGGGCACGUUCGGGCUGGCCAGUCACGCGCACACCAUCAAGAUGAAAGACCUCAGCGGAGGGCAGAAGGCUCGGGUCGCCUUAGCGGAGUUAACUCUGAUGGCGCCUGAUGUUGUUAUAUUGGAUGAACCGACAAACAAUUUGGAUAUAGAGAGUAUAGAUGCGUUAGCGGAGGCCAUCAACCAAUACAAAGGUGGCGUAGUGAUAGUGUCUCACGACGAGCGUCUCAUCAGGGAGACUGACUGCGCGCUCUACGUCAUAGAGGACCAGACAAUUAAUGAGGUCGACGGCGAUUUCGACGACUACCGCAAAGAACUAUUGGAGAGUCUGGGUGAAACGAUCAACUCACCGUCUAUCAUUGCUAAUGCGGCUGUACAGCAGUAAACUUCGUAUAUAUACAGAGUGUAAGGGGAACACAUUAGAAAAUAUUCGAAUUUGUAUAAUAUGUAUGGGGGAAUUUUCUUUUUAAUCGA